Molecule: messenger RNA, 629 nt
Organism: Purpureocillium takamizusanense
Lineage: Eukaryota; Fungi; Ascomycota; Sordariomycetes; Hypocreales; Ophiocordycipitaceae
Exons: 4
Coding region: 210-482 (90 amino acids)
Source: RefSeq, a predicted model, not a curated record
CGAGAAUAGAAUCGAAACCUCAAGUCCAUGACAUGUUGAGCUAGUCAAAAGUCCGACUUGGCGGCUUCAAGAUGUAAGAAUGGGGAGAAUUGAGAGGCAAACGGAAAUUCCAAGGAUAUUCCGAAGCGUCUCGAAGCAACAGAUCAACAACCCAAUCACAACACAACCUCUUCGCAUUUUCAGCAAGCCAACUCACUUUACCCAUCACCAUGAAGUUCGCUCAGGUUCCCGUCGUCCUCGCCCUCCUUAUCCCUGCCAUCGCGGCCAUGCCCGCCGGCGAGGCAGUAGAUAUGACUGAGCGUUCCGAGAACAUCAACACCCUAGAGGCUCGUGCCUGCGGUGCCGCUGGGUCCUGCAAGGGCGUUGGUGGCGGAGACCUCUGCAACGAUCGUUGCAAGAAGUGCAAGGGCCCCAGUGGAUACUACAAGAAGGGAGAGUGCGGUGGCCUCGGCUGGCAGCGCUGCUACUGCUACUACGCUUGAGCAGGAGAAAGCUGCGAGUGACCAAUCGCUUGCGAGGGCGUCUUGACCCGCGUUACAAGUUGUCUGUAUGGUAAAGAGGGGAGUUGCGGAAGAAAGAUUGUAUAAGACCGGUCGUAUUGGCUUCAUGUUCUUGGCGGAUGAUCAAGC